Alligator sinensis (Chinese alligator) is the source of this 1340-nucleotide messenger RNA. RefSeq names its product carboxypeptidase B2 (gene CPB2). NCBI's taxonomy places the organism in Eukaryota, Metazoa, Chordata, Crocodylia, Alligatoridae. The record is from RefSeq and is a predicted model, not a curated record. Gene Ontology annotation, biological process: proteolysis; fibrinolysis. Bases 21 to 1295 code for a protein of 424 amino acids. The transcript has 11 exons. Gene Ontology annotation, molecular function: metallocarboxypeptidase activity; zinc ion binding.
CCACUGCAGACACUGUUGAGAUGAAGCUUUACUUCUUUGUUUUUACCCUAGCUUUAUACAUUCAGCAGAAAUAUGUCCUCACUCUUCAAAGUGACCAAGUUUUGUCAGCUCUCCCACGAACAGCAACACAAGUUGAAUUCCUCCAGAAUUUGACAACCAAUUUUGAGGUUGUUCUCUGGCAACCCGUUACAGCUGAAAACAUCAAGAAAGACAAAGAAGUCCAUUUUGUUGUCAAUGCAUCUAUUAUAAAUGAUGUGAAAGCUGAACUAAAACAAUCCACCAUCCGAUAUAAAGUUUUGAUGAACAAUGUACAAGACCUUAUUGAAGCACAAGCUGUCAAUGACACAGCCCACCCACGCAGCUCUGUAUCAUAUUAUGAACAGUAUCACUCUCUGAAAGAGAUAAAUUCUUGGAUGGAUUAUAUAACAGAACAAAAUGCGGAUAUCCUCCAGAAAAUAUGCAUUGGAUCUUCAUAUGAGAAACGUCCACUUUAUGUUUUGAAGCUUUUUAAGAGAAAUAAAACACCAAAAAAUGCCAUAUGGAUUGACUGUGGUAUCCAUGCUAGAGAAUGGAUUGCUCCUGCUUUCUGCAUAUGGCUUAUAGGACAUGCAGCCCAUUUCCGUGACAGAGACCAGACCUUUUCAAGACUUCUGGAACAUUUUGAUUUUUAUGUUAUGCCAGUGAUGAAUGUGGAUGGCUAUGAGUACACGUGGAUGUCUAGAUCUAUGGAGCAUCGAAUGUGGAGGAAAAGCCGCUCACGCCAUGCCAACGACAGGUGCAUUGGUACCGACAUGAACAGGAAUUUUGAUGCAGGCUGGUGUGGUGAAGGGGCAUCUGAUAAUUCAUGUCGACAGACAUACUGUGGACCCUAUCCUGAAUCUGAACCAGAAGUGAGGGCUGUGACCAGUUUUCUCAAAGCACACAAAGACAACAUUAAGGGAUAUAUAACUAUGCACUCUUACUCACAGAUGGUUCUGUUCCCAUAUUCCUAUACUAUGAACAGAAGUAAAGAUCAUGAUGAGCUGCAACUUCUGGCAAAUAAAGCUGCUGCUGCUAUUAGAAAGACAUCCAGAACCGUUUAUCAGUCUGGCCCUGGUGCAGAAACAAUCUAUUUAGCUCCUGGGGGGUCAGAUGAUUGGGCAUACGAUCUUGGCAUUAAGUAUUCUUUUACCUUUGAGCUCCGGGAUAGGGGACAAUAUGGAUUUUUGCUUCCUCCUCAUCAGAUAAGACCGACUUGUAUUGAAGCACUUUCUGCUGUGAAAGAAAUCGCUUCGCAUAUUAUGAUUAAUCUUUAAUGUAUUGUCAUUCCAUAACUUUAACAAGCAUUUUAUGUGGCUUGA